Messenger RNA from Haliotis rufescens (red abalone), 3373 nucleotides. Its product is annotated as lachesin-like. NCBI's taxonomy places the organism in Eukaryota, Metazoa, Mollusca, Gastropoda, Lepetellida, Haliotidae. The transcript has 8 exons. The coding region runs from base 235 to 1461 and encodes 408 amino acids. The record is from RefSeq and is a predicted model, not a curated record. Gene Ontology annotation, cellular component: neuron projection.
UAAAGGAGAUUCUGCUCAGGAUUGCUUUAUUGUGUGUCAUGUGUUAAUACCAAAUGUCGGAUCACUGGUUCGGUGGGACACUUCCCUGUGUCUGCCUGCAGGAUACAUUCAGACUCGUAACCCUGGAUUAAGUCUGCCAGGAACCUUUUAGGAAGUCAUGUUUUUAUAACGAAGAUAUAUCCGGAUUAUGAUUCAUUGAAUGACACAAUACUCAACCCAGGCACAGUGACAAACAUGUUCCUGUUCAUGCUUUUGUACGCUCACAUUCCUGUAUCGGAUACACUGUCAUUCGAGCCUGCCUUCGACAUGCCCGUAGUGAACGUGACUAUAAACGAGGGGGAAACCGCCAUAUUGCCUUGCUCCGUCAGCUACCUCGGAGACUACGAGGUUGUCUGGACUGAUCAAUGGUCAACGCUGCUGACAUACGAGGACAGGCGUAUCAUUGAUGACAGGAGAUUAAGCAUUGAGCGACCCUUUACAAAGGACUGGAAUCUCCACAUACGGAACACGAAGAGGAAUGACCAAGGAACGUAUAACUGCCAAGUGAAUACCACCCCAGUCAAAAUAAAAACGGUCAUGCUUACAGUUGAUGUGCCCGCAAAGAUCCUGCAGGAGUAUUCCUCUGAGGACAUGACGGUAAAGGAAGGGGAGACAGUCACGCUACAAUGCAACGUCAGUGGUAUCCCUAUGCCAAAUGUAACGUGGACAAGAUAUACAAUACAUCGUGAUGAUGCACAGAAAAAGACCGAUCUCUGUCCGGGAACUUACAACAUUGGAGAACACCGCGAAAUUUUGAUGAUACAGAAUGCUAGUCGAGAGUGCUGGGGGAUCUACAAAUGUACAGCUUUCAAUGGCGUCCCACCGGCGGACAACAGAGAGAUCGGAGUCAUUGUUGAAUUUCCUCCCGAGGUGGUUCUUCCCAAUAACAAGAUCGGGCAAUACCAAGAGAAAGAAACAAUUCUUGAGUGCGUCGUUACCGCCAACCCACAUGCUGUGAGUGUGUGGACUCGACACGGGUACAAGAUCAACAACAGUGUCAAGUAUAGGACCGACAUCUACAGGGACGGAGAAUACACCAUCACUCUCAGCCUGAGGAUUCGAACGUUGGAGGCGGAUGACUUCGGAGUCUACGUGUGUGAGGCGGCUAACGUCCAGGGUACCAGUCAACAGCUUAUGACACUUUACGAUUAUGCUGAAUAUCGCAGUAAGGUUGAAGAUGAACAUAGCACAACUACCACCCUGGCCACUGUCAAGACAGACUGGAUCUCCAUACAGACGAGGUAUCCCAUCACUAGAAACAGGACCGGUUCUAUACUCGUGAUGGAGAGCGGUAGACAUACUUCGAACAACAAUGGUCCCAGGAAUGGUGUUGUUUUGGAGACCGGCAACUUCGUGGGUUCAGGUGGAAACCGAUUAACGCAAUUCUUCUUUGUGAUAUGCAUUGCUGCGUUUCAUGUUUAAUGAACCUUGAAUGGUUCUGCGGCUAUAUCUCCAGAGCCUUACAACAUUUCAAACCAUGGCAUAUUUUGGAGAAUUUCCAAGAGCUCCCAAGUGUAAAACGAGGCAAUUGUUUUGAAAAAACUCCGAAUCUCAAUUCAUACAGUUUCACACCAGCAGCUGCACUUCAAGAUAGCUUUAGGGUGUGCUGAUAUUUGUACAUAUUUUCAUCUUUCAGUUUAAACGCAUGUUAUAUGCAAAGUUAAUCAGUGUUUCAAGUUUGCUUCGGGGUCAUCGAUGUAAUGGCUUCAUUGAUGAAGAAAACAUAUCGCCCAUGCCGAUGGCUAAAUAUGAUGCUCAAUUUGUUUUUACAUUCAAGUGAUUUUGUGAUAUACAUUUUAUCUUCGUGGUAUUCUUCUACGGCCAACAGAAUAUCAAAUAACGGAGGUGAGCUACAGGUGACAAUUCACACUCAUAGACAUGCGUUGGAAACUUAUUAUUCAUCAAUUAUAGAGGGCAUCUUAUAUCAGGCAGAGUUCGACCUAUAGGUGGUGGAAACAAAAACUAUUUAGGAAUUUAAAUAUUAUGGUCUCUAUGUUACACUGCUUGAAUUAAGGAUCAGUCACAUGACCGCGACUGCGCGAUCUGUAGGAAAGAGUAGAUUGCUGUAGUGAGACGUUAUACAAAGCUAGUCGUUUGUGAUUUUGCCAUCUUUGAACCAACUCUAAUGGACGCGAUGUAAAAAAAUAAUUUAUAACUCUUUUUAGAGAUCUGCAUUUGAUGCUUAAACUCACAAUCUCGUAUAUAUGCUUUCCAUAACCAUGUAAUUAAAGAAAUGUGUUUUAGUACCUAUAUAGUGAAUGUAUGUCUGUCCAGCACUCUACGAUGUACAUACACAAUGUAAAUACAAGUUUGCUUUUCAUGUUGUAAGUGCUGGUUAUCUGGAUAAGUGGGCUUUACAUACACCCCUUACUAUAUACCCAUAAUUUGUAUUUGCAUGUAUUCAGAUGGAGUGAAGGCAUUAGGUAUUGUUUCUGAUAGAUAGCAUACUUUGACGAAGGUACAGGCAUUUGCUAUUUCUUUUACUGCCUAUGCACUCAUGGUACAAGUUGCAGGCAUUUCGUGCUUUGACACAAUCAUUCUCACAAGGACACGGUAUUAUUUAUCGUUCGUGAAUUUAGAGUUUGUUCAGUUCCAUGCUAAACUGUUUUACGUACAGGGAUACCCAGUCCUAUGGUAUUUGAAUUCAUGUGGUUAAAGUAUUCGACUAUAUUUUGGCAUCAUACGAAAGAAACCUAUGACUUUAAGCAAACAACAUACACCUCUUUUGAGCUGUUAAAUACAGCGAUGCAGAUAACACCAGAAGUAAAUAUGUGAACGUUUCUUUUCGUGUUUGUUAACUGUACCCUCUCUUGCAAUAAAUAUCUUUUUUAAAAGUUACAUAUCGUUAUCAAUCAAUCAUAAAGAAAAUUGCACAGAAUUCCUAUCAGCGUUUUAAUAAUUUUUGAGUUGGUUGUUGGGUAGCCAAAGUGUUAAUGUGAUCACUCGUUAUUCACAAGUCCGGGGUUCGAUUCCAAAAUUGGUAAACUCUUUGAAGACAAUCCCUGGUUUGCCUCGUUGAGAUAUUGCUGCCACAUUAUUAUUCUGAAAGCGACGUGAAGCCUCUCAGAAAUAUCAGUGAGAUUGGUGCUGACAUGUUUUGCUGCCUCAUGUCAGAGAACAUGUGCAUAUGAUUGACUUGCAGUAAAAAAGGACGUUUAGAAGUCCGACGUGUCCUAAUUUAAAGGCACACGCCACAACAAAAUGUAGUUGAUGGAAAACAUGAAUCUCACGACCAUGUUGGCCACCUUUCAGCAUUAAUCGUUUGAAUUAUCUAUUUAACUAUAUUUAAUAUUUGUUGAUCUGUUGUGUCCGAAUACAGUUGUUUAUUACUCGA